AUGAAGGCCCUGGGCGCAGUAGGGGCUGCCCGGGUCUUUGUCGCCCUGGUAGCUGCAGCUCUUUGCAGCCACCCUCUGCUCGGAGUGAGCGCCACCUUGAACUCCGUUCUCAAUUCCAAUGCCAUCAAGAACCUGCCCCCACCGCUGGGCGGCGCUGCUGGGCACCCAGGCUCACCAGUCAGCGUGGCUCCCGGAAUUCUGUAUGAUGGAGGCAACAAGUACCAGACCAUUGACAACUACCAGCCGUACCCAUGCGCAGAGGAUGAGGAGUGCAGCACUGAUGAGUACUGCGCGAGUCCCACCCGCGGAGGGGGCACCGGUGCGCAGAUCUGCCUCGCCUGCAGAAAGCGCCGAAAACGCUGCAUGCGUCACGCUAUGUGCUGCCCAGGCAAUUACUGCAAAAACGGAAUAUGUAUGCCUUCAGAUCACAGUCAUUUCCAUCGAGGGGAAAUCGAGGAAACUGUGAUUGAAAGCUUUGGUAAUGAUCACAGCACCCUGGAUGGGUACUCCAGAAGAACUACACUGUCUUCAAAAAUUUAUCAUACCAAAGGACAAGAAGGUUCUGUCUGUCUGCGAUCAUCAGAUUGUGCUACAGGCUUGUGCUGUGCUAGACACUUCUGGUCUAAAAUCUGUAAACCUGUCCUCAAAGAGGGUCAAGUGUGCACCAAGCACAGGAGAAAAGGCUCUCACGGGCUGGAGAUAUUCCAGCGUUGUUACUGCGGAGAAGGUCUGUCUUGCCGGAUACAGAAAGAUCACCAUCAAGCCAGUAAUUCUUCUAGGCUUCACACCUGUCAGAGACACUAAGCCAGCUGUCCAAACACAGUGGACUCCUUUAUAUAAUAUAUGCUUUGAGAACCUUAUAUGAAUUUU
This is a messenger RNA of Pteronotus mesoamericanus, 870 nucleotides long. RefSeq names its product dickkopf WNT signaling pathway inhibitor 1 (gene DKK1). NCBI's taxonomy places the organism in Eukaryota, Metazoa, Chordata, Mammalia, Chiroptera, Mormoopidae. The record is from RefSeq and is a predicted model, not a curated record. Gene Ontology annotation, cellular component: extracellular region. Bases 1 to 804 code for a protein of 267 amino acids. Gene Ontology annotation, biological process: multicellular organism development; negative regulation of canonical Wnt signaling pathway. The transcript has 4 exons. Gene Ontology annotation, molecular function: co-receptor binding; receptor antagonist activity.